Messenger RNA from Periophthalmus magnuspinnatus, 3017 nucleotides. RefSeq names its product hyccin PI4KA lipid kinase complex subunit 1 (gene hycc1). Gene Ontology annotation, cellular component: plasma membrane. Gene Ontology annotation, biological process: phosphatidylinositol phosphate biosynthetic process; protein localization to plasma membrane. The transcript has 11 exons. The record is from RefSeq and is a predicted model, not a curated record. Bases 183 to 1682 code for a protein of 499 amino acids. Lineage: Eukaryota; Metazoa; Chordata; Actinopteri; Gobiiformes; Gobiidae.
CCUCUGUGUUUCAGUAGUUUAACUGGAGAAAGUAAUAAAGAUAGAAGGAGGUGGCGAAUAAUUCAGCAGAUUUCCGGAGUAGCGGUGUGAUAGACGUGUUUUCGCCACAUUACUGGAGAAUUAUACGAGUGAAUAGACAGAUAGCAUGCCAGUAGAAGUGCCUCCACUGCAGAUGAGGGAACAUGUUGGCUAUGGAUCAAGGAGUGGUGGAGGAAUGGCUAUCCGAAUAUAAGACACUCCCUGACAGUGCUGUGUCCUCCUACGCUGCUUCUCUAAAGGACAAAGGCGCUCUGAUCCCUGCACUUUAUAAAGUCAUCCGAGAGAACUAUAGUGAUUUGCUGGAGCCAGUGUGCCAUCAGUUGUUUGAGUUUUACCGGAGUGGUGAGCCACAGCUGCAGCGCUUCACCCUCCAGUUCCUCCCUGAGCUCCUGUGGAGUCUGCUGUCUGUCAGCGCUGCCAGAGACCCCCAUACCUCCGGCUGCAUAGAGGCCCUGCUGCUGGGCAUUUACAACCUGGAAAUAGUUGACAAAGAUGGACAGAGUAAAGUGUUAUCAUUCACAGUCCCCUCUCUCUCCAAACCGUCAGUAUAUCAUGAGCCUUCAACAAUUGGCUCCCUAGCGCUCACUGAAGGCGCUUUAGCCAAUCAUGGGUUGACCAGGGUAGUGUACAGUGGGCCACACUUACAAAGAGAAACCUUCACUGCACAGAACAAAUUUGAGGUUCUGACCUUUUUGCUGCUGUGCUACAAUGCUGCACUGAGCUACAUGAGCAUGACUUCGCUGCAGUCUCUGUGUCAGCUCAGCUCCAGAGUAUGUAUUUGUGGUUACCCACGGCAACAGAUGCGACGAUAUAAAGGCAUUAGCAUCCGUAUGACUGUUACAUCAGAGUUUCUGGUUCAGCUCAUCGCUGGGAUCCACUAUGCUUUGUGUAAUGGUGAAGUGGAGCUUGGAUCCAAAGCCUUGGAUGAUGUUUUGUACCGAGCCCAGCUAGAGUUGUUCCCUGAAGCACUUUUGGUGGGUAAUGCCAUCAAGUCAUCACUGCAUGGAGCUGCUUUGAAAAACAAUGCAAAAGAUGGUGGCAGGAGUAUCCAGGUCGAGAUCACGCCGACAUCCUCCAGGAUCUCACGAAAUGCUGUAACGUCCCUCUCCAUCAGGGGCCACAGGUGGAAACGACACGACGCAGUCGAUUUGGGUUCCCCGGAUGAGCUGAUGGAUAUUUCUGAGGUUGAUGAAGGAGUGUGGCCAGGAGGAGUGUGUCCUGAAACAACACCUACCAUCACUAUUAGCAACAGUGUGACCACUUUGAAUCUUGGAGCUAAAGCUAUGAAGAAAUGUCGGCUUGGUAGUCGUGCUAGCAAAGACAAGGAGACUGCACCUCAAAUUACAAACAGAGCAAACGGUGAGAAUGUGGAGCUGACCGUGAAGCGGCUGACCCUCACCUCCAGCCAGUCGGUCCCUAAGGGAGGAGCGCUCACCAGUCUGACCCGCACUGCCAGUGCUGUGUUCUCCCGAUCCUUUGAGCAGGUGGCCAGUGGCAAUUCUCCUAACAGCAACCACACCACUUCUGAAGCAGGCCGCUACUCGUGCAGCCUGCAGGAGGAAGGCCUAGGCUACCUGAGUCCCGGGCCCAACCAUACACAGCGUUCUCCCAGCAUUAGUGUCCAUCUCGGCUCUGAUCUUUAAAAAUGCUGGGACAUUUAACUAUCCACCACAUGCCUCACAAAGUGUGACCCUGCACCUGUGAUCUGGAACUCCAAGCCAUGCCAACUGCAACUCCAUUUUAAGUGUCUCAAUUUACAACCCUGCAUCAUUUAGACAUCUACAGUGUAUGUCUUAUCUAUUGUCUGGUGAGCCUGAUAAUGCAGGAUGUCAUAUGGUAUAUUGCAGUACAAUUGUGCCACAAAAAUUAUUCUCAGCUGCAGCUAUUGGGUGCCCUUACGACUCCGAACUGUAUUUGACAAUGUAUUUGAAGUCACUGCCCUGCAUGGCUUUCCCAUAUACCCAUUUUGACUGUCGUCAGUGGGCAAAAUGACUGUGAGAGCAUGUUUGUGUGUAUGGUUAUGUACUGUAUGUUUCUAUGUCUAUUUUUAAAAUCAAGGCUGCUGAUUGAUACAUUUACUGUAUCAUCCUCCUAGUGUUUCUACGAUUUUUAGAGAAAUAACCCAUAGCAAUACAAGUCUAUUCUAAGUGUUUUCCAUCUUUUGGAAAGAUUAUCUGUGUUUUUCAUCAAUACUGCUGUGCUUUACUGCUAAAUAUACAAAGAAUAAUUACUGCUAACUAAUCAUCAGAGCAGACAUUAUUGUGUUUAAUGUUUACAAUCACAGUUUCAUAAAAUAAAGCAAUAUUAGUUUAUUCUGGUCUUAGCACUUUUUUCCUGGUUCUGGUUGAUGAAUGGCAGGAUUGGAUCUGAUUUAUAAUUUGUUUCUAUAAGAUGGCUUUUAUUUGUGGCUUUCUUAUCUUUUUUUACGUUUAGGUUUUUUGAAUUGUAUAGAUGUACCAGCCCUAAUAUGAAUAAUAAACCCAUUGGUACCUGGCACAUAGAUUUUUAUUUAUUUUUAUUUUUUUGUUCUAAAAAAAAACCCAAACUGUAUUUUAAAUUGCAGUAUUGAAAAGAUGUCCAAGACUAAAUUUUUUUUUAACCAGCUGCCACUCCAGAUGUUGUAAUACUGUAAUUUGGUGAGGUGUUCAGUUCUGUUUGUCUACUUGUUGUUCCCUGUAUCUUCAUUAGUUGAUGUUAAUUGGUUAUAUCCAUUAUGGAAAGUGGAUCCAAUGUGUACAUUUGAUGUUGUGAAAUCAAAACAUUGGUGCAAACUUACCCUUGUUCAAAAUGUAUACCUGUCAAAUGUGCACGAACACUGCUUGUCAAUCAUAGUGUUUCUGUAUGCAGGUUUACAGAAUGUACAUUUAAGCUCUUGUUCAUCAAACCUUUAUGUUGUACUAAAGUUGGUUUAUAUUGGCCUUUCUGUGUCUGAUAACAAAACACUGGUGAGUCCUCUUGGAAUAAAGUGUUCAUACAUU